GCAGCAACCGGUGAAAAAUCGCGGUAUUCUGUAGGUGAUUUCUUUGCCCCUCAAGCAGGUAUGACUAAUGGAGACUGGGAUAGAUGUCCGACUUCAUCCUGCAACAUAAAAGAGUUUCAAUCCCCUUUCCCCCUAAAAGUUGUGCUCGCCCGCUACACACUACCUUAGAAUAGCUUGGAAAUAUCUUCCACGGCUGAAAAGAGCUAUACAUACACAUAUAUACCUUUCCAUUCCCUAUACAAAUGUCUGACUUACACCAAAAGGUGUCGGAGGAACACUCCUCCUACGCGGGGGAGAAGGAAGAUUCUGCAGAGGUUCCGGUUUACGGCUUCGAAUCCGAUGACGAAAAGAACGCCAAAUUAGAUGCGUUAAUCACAGCUCAUGGCAUCAACCACACGAAGUUGAUGUGGAAGAUAGAUAUCUGUGUUGUUCCACCCUUUUGCUUGUUGUAUUUCUUGGCCUUUUUGGACCGUGUCAAUAUCUCUAACGCCAAGGUCUACGGUAUGGCCGAUGACUUGAAAUUGACAGGUAACCAGUUCAACACUGCUUUAACUAUUUUCUUCGUCCCUUACGUUUUCUUCGAAGUCCUUUCCAAUUUCGCCAUCAAGAGAAUUGCUCCACAUAUCUGGUUGUCCGGCUGCAUCCUCUGUUUUGGGGCUGUCUCCAUCGGUAUGGGGUUCGUAAAGAAUUUUGGCGGCUUGGUGGCUUGCCGCUUCUUGUUGGGGAUUUUUGAAUCCGGUGCUUUUCCAGCUGUUUUCUAUAUCUUGUCCAACUACUACCAGAAGCAAGAGGCCCAGAGGCGUUUCAGCGUCUUCUUCUCCGUUACCUGUUUGGCCGGUGCCGCUGGUGGUGCCCUUGCCGCCAAGAUUAUUGAAUUGGAUGGUAGGUAUGGUAUCGAGUCGUGGCAGUGGAUUUUUAUCAUCGAGGGUGCUUUCACCGCCGGUUUAGCCUUUGUCUUGUUCUUCACCAUCUCUGAUUUCCCAGAGACUGCCAGGUUCUUGAACGAAAACGAGAGAGCCUUCCUCAAAGCCAAGUUGGAGAUCUUCAACGGUGCCUCUGGCUUUGAAGAGAAGACCACUUUGAAAGAUACCGGUGGGGUGUUCAAGGAUUACCUCAUCUGGCUACCAGCUAUUGCUUAUUUCGGUUUGAUUGUCCCAGCCUACGGCUACGCAUACUUUUCUCCAACUAUUAUUAAGCAAAUGGGCUACACUGCUGUUGCCGCCCAAAACCACUCUGUCUACCCAUGGUUGUUAGCCUUUGGUCUUUCCAUUUCCGUCUCCUUUGCCAGUGACCGUCUCCAGAUGCGUUUCCCUUUCGCUGUUGGUGCUAUUCUCUGGGCGCUCAUGGGGUUGGCCUUUAUCCUUGGGGGGACCCACAAUCCUCGGUUGCGUUACGCUGGGUGUUUCUUAACCGCCUCGGGUAUCUACACCGCUAUGCCUAUCAUUGUUUGUUGGGCUUCGUUGAAUUUCUCUGGCCACUUGAGAAAGUCCGUCGGGACUGCUUGGCAAAUUGGUUUCGGUAACAUUGGUGGUAUCAUUGCCACCUUCAUUUUCUUGGCUAAGGACUCUCCAAGAUACGUCCCAGGUUUGAGUGUUUCCAUUGCCUUUUCCUGUCUUGCUCUCCUCUUUGUCUGCAUCUACUUCUUUGCCGUCCGCAGAUUGAACAGGUUGAAACUUACGGAGGCUUACCGUUCUAAGUUCAGUGUCAAAUCUCUGAGAGACCAAGUAUUGUGUGGUGACAGGAAUCCCAACUUCAAGUACUUGCUUUAGAGAAUUACCUCUCAUUCUUGGAUUGUUCCGUUUUAUGCCUCUUUUCCCACUUAAUAUUAUGAACGUAAUUACCUG
Messenger RNA from Babjeviella inositovora NRRL Y-12698, 1844 nucleotides. RefSeq names its product Tna1p (gene TNA1). The record is from RefSeq and is a predicted model, not a curated record. The coding region runs from base 243 to 1769 and encodes 508 amino acids. Gene Ontology annotation, molecular function: transmembrane transporter activity. The transcript has a single exon. Lineage: Eukaryota; Fungi; Ascomycota; Pichiomycetes; Serinales. Gene Ontology annotation, cellular component: plasma membrane. Gene Ontology annotation, biological process: transmembrane transport.